This is a messenger RNA of Amoebophrya sp. A120, 2205 nucleotides long. Lineage: Eukaryota; Dinophyceae; Syndiniales; Amoebophryaceae. The record is from the annotation of a GenBank genome assembly.
ACACAAGCUCCAUUUAUUUUGAAAAAAUCAAAAAGCGCAAAAGCCUUUUUACGCAAAAACGUCCAAAGAAAUAUUUUCCCACUCUCUAUCGUUGAGUUUGCUUUAAAGCAAAACGUCCAAAAAAAAACAUUGAGUUUACGUAAAAAAGAAAUAAGUAUUUUGUUUUCGCGCUCUUUAUCAUUGAAGCGAGCACGCAAUUGUCUUUUGUGUGCAAUUAAAAUAAAAAUGACGUCGCCUCAGUUUCGGAAAACUGCCAGCCGCAAAAUGGGAGGAGCGGUCUUCGGCGGAGUUUUGAUGUUGUGGUCGUUCCUGUAUCAAAUGCAAAAAUGUCUGGGUCAGGAAGAGUGCAAGUUUGUCAUGCUUGUCUGGCAUGAGCAUGACUCGAGCAUCUGUGUUGCACAGGCACGAAAAGGCCCUAUUACCUGUCAUGCAAAAGCGCAGCUUGCCAUGCGGAAUACGUAAGCCAUGGAAGCCAAAAAAUUUGUCAUGUAUAGCUGCGUAUUGCAGUGCGUCUAUCAUUCACUUUUAGCAUUACAAGAGUCCAGACCCAGACAUGUUUGCAAUCCAUAUCCUGUUGGGCUCGUCGCUUUUCGGGUCGGCGUUGGAAAAGUCACGCGUCUCAUUAUCGUGAGGAAAAAACUUCCCUCCCCAUAUUGAAAAGGACAUUUGUGAUGCUGGAUUUGCGUACACAAGUCGACUUGUAUUGCUAGAAGGCCAAGAGACGCAGUUGCGGCCUAAAUUGCAGGCGAUUUGUCAUGCUGUUUCCCACUUACAGUGGCCUCCUGUGAUGCUGAAGAUGCGAGGUUUUCCCACGCCAGCCAGCACUACAGUCCGCAUCUUUUGCUUUCUAGCAUGACAACAUGAUUUGUGGUAGCAAAUCAUGCUACACAAAUCUCCGUUUUGGUAUGGGGAGGGGGGAUUUUUCAUUUUGAUACUCAUCUCCUGGGCCUCGUCGUGUGGGGGGGCGCUCCGCGGGACACGCGCGCUUGGUUGCGGUGCGCCAGCCGUCUUCCCCCGGGGACGGAUUCGUCGACUUGGAACUGGGUAGUAACCACAAUGCAGCAGAUAGGGCGUCUGCAAGUCGAGUUUCGGAGAGGAAUGGACUUCUCUCGCGCGCUGCUGGAAGCGCUGCUAGCGCUGCUCUCACUCUUGGUAAGGCUGUUGGAAGGCGCGCUGUUAGCGCUGCUAGCAGGGUUGGUGAGGCUGUUGACCGGUUCAAUUUAAGUGACGACCAGGAAAUAGAGGACCUGCGCGAGUUUAACGACUUCGAGCAGAAACUCGCCGACUGUUGGGACAAUAAUUCCGAUGGUGCAGUCUCUUUGAAGUCGUUUUGGUUCGGUCCGCAUAAUAGAGCCUCCCUGUUCAACAAGUUGCCGCCGCCGGAGGAGGCGAUCCAGAUUGGGAUUUAUAUCGCCCCCCAGGAAGAGGUUCGAAAGUUGUGGGAGGCAGUUGGCGACUUAGUCAAAUCUUUCCAUUUCCCGAGACUGCGAGACAUCAUCGAAGGGAAAGCCAGUGCUGCCGGCCUACGCCCCCGAGGUGGGGAUCGCAGCCACGUAGAGUUGCCGUUUCGUGACGAGUCUCGGACAUGGAGCAAGCUGCUCAUGUCUCGGACAUGGAGCAGAGAUUCUGGGCCUCUGGCUGACAAGAGGUUGCUGCCCCAGAACAUUCGACAGUCGACAGAGGGUAAGUUCGUCCCAUAUCUUGAGCGAAAUUACAACGACACUUAUUGGGAUGCGAUCCUAGACAAAGACAAAGACAAAGAAGAGGAUCCUAUUCUGUUUGCAGCAGACGUGUCGGACAGGGCUGAUGCAAACAGAGAAGCCGCAAUCAAGGUUGGACCUCAAGGGAUGCGUGUGGACGAUAUCUACUACGAAGAUUCCUCGAAUGGCACAAGUACGGCGGUGAAGAAAAUCAGUUGGACUGUCGACUACGACUUCCGGUGGGGGUAUACAACCCAUUGCCAGAUCUCUCCGCCUAUUUCCUACUUUUCGCAAUGGAAGUGGAGCUUUUUUGUGGACUUUGUCGAGUCGGCGCCUCGCCUUCUGAGAGUUGACAUCGAAGAGUUGGACUUCAAGGCCUACGAAAUUGAACGUCCUCACCAAGGCCUCGAAGUUGAACGUCGCGACGCUGGACCUGUCCCUUUGCGUUCGCUCCGCCUUUUCUAGAGCGACCGUGCUGCAGGCGGGUUCGUAUUUGGCCUUUUGA